AUGGCUACUAUGAUGAAGGAAAAACGAAAAGAUAAAAAGAAAUCAAAAGAUAAAUCAUCAAGAAAGGAGAGGAACCAAGAAUUAGAAAAUGACUGUGAAUUGAAAUUUAAAGUUGAACCUGAAGCUUCUUCAUCAAAUCUUAAAAUACAUAGUAUAAAACAAGAUUCCACUGUUAAUCUUUCUGGAAAUAAUUAUGUAUCUAAUACAAAGAAAAACCAAAUUGAUGCUAAGAAUACAUUUCAUGAGGAAGAGGUAAAGGACCAGAUGGAUAAGCAAGCUCCAUGUACUUUUGAAGAAAUACCAGGUAAAACAAAAGAUAUAAAUGAGCAACAUGAGAGGGGUGAAUCUGCAAUUAUUGAUGCCAGUCCUAAAUAUGGUGACAGUCACAUUGAAACAAGUGAUGGUGAGGUUGAUGAAGCAUUGUCAAUUAAGGAAGAAGAAAGUGUCAUACCUUCUGCUCCUGCCUUUGAAGAGGAGAGAAUAACAUUUGUCACUCCACAAGUCCCUGUUGAACCUGACAUUGCCAUUAAAGAAGUUAAGUCAAAGGAUCAAUGUAUGUCUUUGGAAGAGGCUGUAAGCCUUUUUGGAGGGACAGAGAUAUCUGAAAUAAGAACUAUUAGCGAGAAAGAAGAGGCUAUUGUGGAAGCUGGUCCUAUUAGUGGUCCUGAACAUCCUUUGGUUGAUUUGCUGUCAACUUUCAGGUCUUCUUUAAAUGCUAUGGAACGUGCUAGGAUAACUAUUAGCAACGGAAUUAUUGAAGAGGAGAAAUUCAGACACUCUUUGUGGAAAGUGGAAAAGCGCCGAGUCUGCAUAUCGGAGAAGUGUCCAUGUGGUAGCACAGUGACGCUGCAAGCAAGUUACGAGCACGCCGAACUACAAAAAGAGAAAAUACCCGCCGCGCGCAUGCGACUAGAGUCUUUAUCACGAGAGGUGCAAGAUUCAUAUUGCCACCAUCAACAUUCGGCGCUUUUGGCAUAUUGUCAGAUCGAAGAGUUAGUGUACCAAACAACGCGAAGCGGCAAGGGUGAGAUUCGCGAGGCCCUGUCGCUGGUGCUUCAAGCGCUUCGGCUUAGCGACGGCGCCUCGGAGGCCUACUCGGGAGCGCUGCAGCGCUGGGCGGUAGCGCUCUCCGCUGCAUUGCUCGAUGGCCGCGAUUUGAGACAGCUCGUAUUCCUAAUUCAACACCUAUUCAGACAAACCCGCUCCGUACGGUGGGCGUCGCGGGUUAUCCGAGUCCAGGUGACGGAUCUGAGCUCCGCGGCGAGGGUCAUCGCUCUCCUCGAGCUGAUGGUAGCCAGGCCGGGGCUGGAGACGGCGGUGGAGUGCACCGAGGAGCUGGAGGACGUGUGGGAGGAGGUGGGGAGUCGAGGGGAGGGGUGCGCGGUGAGCGAGGGGCGGCUGCGGGAGAGAGAUGCCCUGGCACUGCUCAGGGCUCUGCCGUUAAGGCAGCUGUUGGCCAAGCUAGCACUCUUCGCCAGAUCAGACGUGGGUAGUACGCGCGAGGGCGAGUGGGGGGAGGUGCGCGGGGGCCGCGGGGUGGUGGGGGCGGCGUGCGGGGUGCGCGCGCUGCUAUCCGUGGCGCAGAGGGCGCUGCACUCGCACCCCCACUACUCGCGCUUGAAACGCUCACUCCGCGAGUUGUGCUCGCGCGCGCUGCACGCGCUCGCCGCGCUCCACAUGCAGUCCAGGGCCUGCUAUCAUCCAGAUGUGGAGGGAAAGGUUGCGGCUGAGUUGGAGGCUUGCUUCUGGGCCGGUCUGGCGCUAUCGGACGCGUCGGAACUGCAUCAGCUGCCGACGACCAUCCUCAGCGAAGACUCCGCUAAGGAAUACUGCACCGGUCUCAUGGAGGGAAUGCAUGCUGGCAACACCGAGGCGCGAUGCGACGUGCGCGUGCGCGCUCUAGUGCGCGCCGCCCAAGAGCGCGCGCACGAUCGACAACUGGCGCGUGCCCUACUCCACUUCCUGUGCCAGACCGCUGUCAAACGUAAGCCGGCGUCCUGCAAGCAUCCUUGCGAGAUGGCGGCCCGCGAGGGUCUGCCACGGCUGCUAUCAACGCAUCCAUAUCUCCACGCCACCAGCUUGCAUAUGCUCGCUGAUUUUAACCAAGAGGAGCAGGUAGACUCCGUGGACGUGGGCUACCUCUCGGUGCGUGAGUGGCGCCCUGGGCCAGGAGAGGUGGUCUCCGUGCUGCAGGAUUGGUGGCAGCGCUGCAGCCACCUGGUGCAACAUCUGCUCCUGCAGAUGGACUAUACGCCGCAUCAGGGUGUGUGUCUGGACGCGCAACUGGCGGUGGGGGCGUGGCUGUGCGGGACUGCGGGCGGCGGGGGCGAAGCGCCCGAGUGGGCGUGGCGGGUGGUGCGGGCGCUGCGCGUGCACCGCUCGCUGUGGGCGCUGCCGCUGGAGGCGCCGCCGCCGGAGCCCGAGCCGGCGGGGCUGCUGCACGACGCCUUCGCCCUGAUGGCCACCAGCUGGGGCCACUCCGUACCACUGAUCUGCACGGAGGGCGUGCGCGCCCUACUGCGCGUGGCGCGCGCGCGUCCGCCGGAGGGCGCCCUCUGCCUGCGCGCGCUCAUGCGCGUCAUGCGCCAAUCGCCCGAGUCGGUGGCCCUCACGCAGGGGUUCACGGAGGUGCUGAAUGUAUUGCUGGGCGCGGGUCCAUCGCUGGUGGCGCGCGCAAUGGGCCGUGGAGGGCCGUCGGGCUUCGAGAUAUUGCAGCAGACCAUCCUGGAGGAAAUCUACAAUUCACAGCCGCACAGCCCGGGAGUGAUGGGCUCGUGGCUGCGUGGGCUGUGGGCGCCCACGUUGCCCAGCGCUGGGCGCGCCCUGCUGGACAUCGCGAUGCGCGCCGCUAGGGACUGGCCCGCCCUGGACGCCGCAGUCGCCGCCAUACUGCAGGGCGAGGGGGGCGGCGAGGUGGCGGGGCGGGCGGUGCGCGAGUGCGGCGCGGCGCCGCUAGUGUGCGAGGCGGCGCUGCGGGGGGCGCACGCGCGCGCGGAGUCGGCCGCCACGUGGCCGCGGCUGCUCGACGCGCUCGCUCAACAGCGGGCCGCCUCGCAGCGCGCGCACGUCGACAACGCGUUGCGGCAAAUUGGUAUAUCCAUGAGCGCCGAGGAGUUGGUGAUAUACCGUGUCGCGAACGCCGUCCUGGCUGCACCGUUCCAGCAUCCCGCUCAUCUCACGCUGUGGAGGCUGUUCUUCCAUCUCUACCUGCAGAGGCCGCCGUCGAGCCCUCAGGAAUCAACUCCGCCCGUCGGGCCGAUGUUCUUCAGCGGCAUAAUAAAGUCGAGAACGCUCGGUCAGCUCAAGAGGCGGGUCCAGGACACCCUGGCCUUCCACCGCGCCCAAGCGGAACUGCUCAAGCCGCAGGUGGAUACCGUCCAGAGCGUCGCAGCGCCAUCUAGCAGUAGCGCCAAAGACAAACCGACAGUCGGCAGUCAGCUGUUUCCGGCGAUCUCGAUAAAAGAUCUAACCGGUGAAACGAGUCUCAGCGAGUCAGAUACUGACUCCUCGGACAGGGAGGAAGAAGUAGCGGAGGAGAAGGAGAGUGUAAGAGACGCCGCGGCCGGCUCAAGGGAGACGUUCCACCUGUUCUUUUACCACGUGGCGGCGGAAAAACUGGUUCGCGAGUAUAGCCGUUGGCUAGAGGAAGGGGACGGAGUGCGCGCGGCCCCCCACCACGCGGACAUAGCGAGGUUCAUAUCCGAACAGGGUCUCGACGCAGCUUGGCGCAAUUCCCUGCCGAGUGAGUUCCGGGAGACUUCGCCCCCGCAGCCCCGGACUCCGCCGAAGCCGCCCCCCACAUAUCUGCAACUGGCCAUCGACAGCAUACUUAGCGUCAAGGAUCGCUCAUCGACCAGACCCCGCAUGCCGCUUCUCAAGCCGCCUUUGGAGGACCAGAACAAUUUGGGAGACGCGCGAGUCAUUUUCAACCUCGUCGACAAGUACUUGAGGGACAUCGAAGCGCUUGCUAAGGAGUGGGCGGACGAGGCGGGGCGCGUGGCGCAGCUGGACGGGGCGCUGUGGGGGCUGGUGGGCAGGUUGCGGGCGCGGCGCCCCCUGCCGCCCUGCGCCAAGGGCUGCGAGAACCGUUGCAGGCCGCUCAAGUUCAUCAUACAGAAAGACGAGUGGGUGAUAUCGACGGGUGCCGAGCAAGGGAUCCUGGAAAAUAGGCGCGCCGCUGCGGGCUUGCUCCGUCGGCUGUCCCGGCCUCGGAUAGGGGCCGCUCGCGCCGCUGCUGCCCUGCAGACCCUGGCCAGGCACGUGCGCAGCGGCGAGACGGCGCGGCGCGUGGCGGAGCGCGCGGGGCGGAGCGCCGCCCUGGCCGGGGACUGCGCCCCCGCCCUCCAGGCCGUCAGCGCCCUCGUCGAACACCUCGCCGAGCGAUGGCUGUGCGCGGACGCGUCUGCGUGCGGCGCCCUGGUGUCCUCGUGGGGCGGCGGGGGCGAAGGCCUGCGGCGGCUAUGCUCGGCCCUGGUGGCGCCGCGCCGCCUGCCGCCCCCGGCCUUCGCCCUCCUCUACGGGGCCCUGCUGGCCGCGCCGCUGCCCCCGCACGCCGCCUUCAGCUACCUGUCCAGGUUUGAAAUGAACUCGUGGGCGGAUAAGGUGGACUUUGCCCAGAGGGAGAGGAUGCUGGAAAUGCUGGUGCAAGCGGCGCAGCGCUGGGGGCCCUACCCCGACCCCGAGAAUAAUGUCUUGCUGGAGCUGAUAGGAGUGCACGUGGGCGCGGUUUGUGGCGGUGGGGCUGGUGGUGCCGGUGGGGCUGGUGGGCUGUGCCUUCUGGUGGUGCUCAGCGCCAGGGCCAGCGCGCGAGUCUCUCUGCCGGCCGCCUUCUGCGCGCACGUGGCGCACGUUGCCCACGCCCACGCGCACUCACUCGACUCCAACCAGCUAGGUGGCCUAUUGAGAGAGCUGGGCGCCAUCUGGCGGGAGGCUCGGGAAAACAUCGGUGGCCUCCUGAGAGAGCUGGGCGCCAUCUGGUGGGAGGCUCGCGCGAAUAUCGGUUCGGACGCGCAGUGCUACGAGCCGUACGCGACUCACACUGCGGACCUGCUGCGAGCGCUGCAGGAUGCGUUCGUGGCCGCCGCGAACACUCUGGGGCACAACACAGAGCAGCUCUCGUGGUUCGCGUGGUCGGCGCUGCGCGAGGCGUGGGCGCCGUGGGUGCAGCCCGGCCACGACGCCCCCCUGCUGCCCACCACCACGGGCUCCGAGGCCUACAGCCUGAUGCUGCACCGCUUCCUCGAAGCCAUACAGGCGACGAUGGACCGCUGCCCGGGUGGGGAGGAAUACAUCCUCAAGUACGUUUGGGAGUGGGCGGUGCACACUUACCUAGCGGCGGGCAGGGCCGCGUCUCAGGAGGGCCGAGUGCAGCUGUCGGCGCUCCUGGGCUCGCUGGCAGCCCUGAGGUGGGCCGAGAGCCCCUGGGUUCGCGCCAGCUGCCUGCCCCUGGCCCUGCAGGUGGCAGGGAGCGCGGACAAGGAGAUAACGAGCUGGUGCAGCGCCACCUGGCGGCGGGUGGCGGCCGCCUGCUGGCUGCGGGGGAUCCCCGAUGACCAGACGGCGCCGCACUUGGCCGCGCUGCUGUCGCUCUUCUGCUCGCCGCACCUGCAGCUCUCCUCGCAGACCCUAGAGGAAGCGACUCAAUUGCCCUGGUGGCGACUGCCGGAAGCCGCGUUGGACGCCGCCCUGGAACAGUUCUUCGUGGACCAUCACAACCCCAGUGUUCCCUACCACGAAGCUCCCCAGUUUAGGGUGCUGAUAUCCGCAAGCCAGCUGUCGGUGGGGGGCUGCGGUGGGGGUGGUGGUGGGGGUGGGGCGCGGGCGAAGCGUGCCCGCAGCGUGUCGCAGUGCGUGCGGGCGGCCGCAGCGCCACAGCUGCUGGCGCACGUGGCCAAACACGCCGCGCAUACGCUGCGGACUAUAGCCGAUUUGGCACCCCAUAUAGAAAGCUCGGAGGGGGAAUUAGAAGAGCUACUGAGCAGGGCAAUGGUCAUCAUGUGCUUCGAGCCGGCGGCGGGCGUGGCAUUGCCUGUGUGGCAGGAGUGGGUCGGCGGCUGCCACGCGCGGUUGCGUCUCGCAUGCGCGUCAGCAAUCUCCUCCCUGACCGCCCUGGACUACUUUUCGCCCCUCGCUGAGGCGACGGCGCGGGCGCAGUUGGCGCGCCCAGAGGACGGCGGGUGGGGGCCGUUGCGUGCGCGAUGGGCCGCGUGCGUGUGGGACGCGGACGCAGCGUGCGCAGCGUGCGCAGCGCGCCGCUUCUGGCACGCAGCGUACGCGCUGCUGCCUGCACUUACUGCGGACGCUGCGCAAUCUGCGGACGCUGCACACGCUGCGGACGCUGCGCAAUCUGCGAGUGCAGCGCACGUGGCAGUGCUGCGCGCUCUCGCCGCGCACGACCUUACUGCAGACGACGACGAGCCCGUCGUGGCGGUGUGGGUGUGCGUGGCGAGUCGGCUGGCGUGCACGGGCAUCGAAGCCGGCGCCGCUAAGGAGGCGGGGCGCUCGCUGCUGGGCCGCUGGGCCGCAGAGCCCCGCCGCUCCCUCCUGCAGGUGGUCGGCAUACAGCAGCACCACGCCGCUAGAAUCCGUGUACUGUGCCGGCUCGCGCAGUGCGUCCUAAAGCCGACGGCCGAUGGCCCAGCGCGGGCCUACGAGUCCGCUUGCGCGGCGGUCUUCGGUUCGGACCCGGAUGAUGUGACGUCAUGGGGCGGGGUGCCAAGCGCGAGUCUGCUUCCGCGUCUCGCCGUCAAACUGUUCCCGGGCAAAGAGGCGUACUUCGAGGAAGAGAUGAAAGUGUACGGGAAGCCA
Molecule: messenger RNA, 6807 nt
Organism: Iphiclides podalirius (scarce swallowtail)
Lineage: Eukaryota; Metazoa; Arthropoda; Insecta; Lepidoptera; Papilionidae
Source: the annotation of a GenBank genome assembly